AUGCACGCGCUCGUCCUCGCCGCGCUGCUGCUGCGGAGCACCGCGCUCGCACCGGUCGCGAGCCGCCGCGGAAUGUGCGAGCGAGCCGGCGCCGCUGCAGCGGCGGCCUGGACCGCCGCGCGCCCCCGGAGCGCCGCCGCCGCCGCGCCGCCGCUCUGCGACGAGGCCGUGAGCGCGCUCGCGAACGGCAAGAGCACGGUCUACCUCGUCGGGACCGCCCACGUCUCGGACGUCUCCGCGCGGCUUGUCGCGGAGACGAUCGACGCCGUGCGGCCGACGCUCGUCAUGGUCGAGCUCGACGGCAAGCGCGUCCAGGGCUUCGGCGGCGAGGCGCCCGGCCCCGCGACGCCGCUCGCGCCGGCGCCCGUCGGCCAGCGGCUCGGCGCGUUCGUCGUCGGCGCGGUGCUGCGGUCGCUCUACAAGUCGCUCGAGCGCCUCGGCCUCGACACGGGCGAGGAGUUCGCGGUCGCGCUGCGCAAGGCGCGGAGCGCCGGCGUCCCCGUUCUCCUCGCGGACCGCGACGUCGACGAGACGCUGCGGCUCGUCGGCGACGCCGUCAGGAAGACGACGUCCAAGGACCUCGAGAACUUCGAGGCGGCGCUGUCGCCGGCGCUCGCGGGCGACCUGACGCGCGCGGUCGACGUCGCGAGCCGCGACAGCGUCGCGUCGACGGUCGAGCUCGUCAAGAAGCGCGAGACCGUGCGGACCAUCGUCGCCGCGCUCGAGGCCAACGCGCCCGCGCUCUACGACGCGCUCGUCGACUCCCGCGACGCCUACAUGGCCGCGAGCCUCCUCGACCGCCUCGGCGCCGCGGGCCCGGGCCAGCGCGUCGUCGCCGUCGUCGGCAUGGCCCACGAGGACGGCAUCGCCCGGCGCCUCGCCGCGCGCGGCUUCGCGCCGGCGCCGCGGAGGGCCCUCGCGUGCGCCGGGGGGUAA
Aureococcus anophagefferens is the source of this 936-nucleotide messenger RNA. RefSeq lists its product as hypothetical. The coding region runs from base 1 to 936 and encodes 311 amino acids. NCBI's taxonomy places the organism in Eukaryota, Pelagophyceae, Pelagomonadales, Pelagomonadaceae. The record is from RefSeq and is a predicted model, not a curated record. The transcript has a single exon.